CGGCCGGCCCGGCUCCGAGCCGGGGUCUGGAGGAGAGGAGAGCUGCAACCCAGCACAGAUGCCUUGCUGGUUUCCUGAGGGUGCUUUGGAGAUUCGGGUCAAGGCAUAAGGCCUGCGGCCUUCCAAUGCUGCUCUGGGCCGGGAUGGAAGUCUAAAUAAAUGCCUCACCGGAAAGAGAAAUCGAGCGGGUCCUCAGAUCACAGUCACGGCCGGGCCGGCACCGUGGAGGAAGGAAAUAUGUCCCGAUUGUCACUCACCCGGUCCCCCGUGUCUCCUUUGGCCGCCCAAGGGAUCCCGUUACCAGCUCAGCUCACCAAGUCCAAUGCUCCUGUCCACAUCGAUGUGGGCGGCCACAUGUACACCAGCAGCCUGGCCACGCUCACCAAGUACCCCGACUCCAGAAUAAGCCGUCUCUUCAAUGGUACGGAACCCAUCGUCUUGGACAGUUUGAAGCAACAUUAUUUCAUCGAUCGGGAUGGGGAAAUUUUCCGCUACAUCCUGAGUUUCUUGCGGACAUCCAAAUUACUGCUACCUGAUGACUUUAAGGACUUCAGUCUGCUGUACGAGGAAGCCCGGUUUUACCAGCUGCAGCCCAUGGUGCGGGAAUUGGAGCGCUGGCAGCAGGAGCAGGAACAGCGGCGCCGGAGCCGGGCAUGUGACUGUCUCGUGGUGCGUGUCACCCCGGACCUGGGGGAGCGGAUCGCGCUCAGUGGAGAGAAGGCCCUCAUCGAGGAAGUCUUCCCCGAGACCGGAGAUGUCAUGUGUAAUUCCGUCAAUGCCGGCUGGAACCAGGACCCCACGCACGUCAUCCGAUUCCCACUCAACGGCUACUGCAGGCUCAACUCGGUGCAGGUCCUGGAAAGGCUGUUCCAGAAGGGGUUCAGUGUGGCCGCGUCCUGUGGGGGUGGCGUGGAUUCCUCGCAGUUCAGCGAGUAUGUACUUUGCCGAGAGGAUCGGCCCCCCCACCCCAUCUCCACGGCUGUCAGGAUAAAGCAGGAGCCUCUGGACUAGGCCCCGCAUUGGUGCCCACCUGACGCCACCCCCCACCUUAGCCCUGGGGAAUCGACGACCCCACACACACCCCCAGGGACCUGGAAGCAGUGGGGGAGCUGCCCAGUCCCGCCUCUGCACCCUCAGCAGUGGGCGGGAGACAGGGUAGGGGCUGCAGUGUGGCCUGCCAGCCCCAGGGAGCCACGACACGGUGUCGCCGUGACAACAGAACCGGAUGCUGGCCCCCGGAGGCUCGCCUGCUGAAGGACUCGUCACACCACCCGAGAAGCUGCGGCUGGAAUUCUGGCUGCCAGCUCCCCGCCCCCCACGGCCUUUUUCCCAGCAUCCUCUGCGGCUGGAGGACCACCGAGGCAUUCACCCCUCCCCCUCCAGCCCAUCCAGAGCAGCUAUUUAUCCACACACACACACACACACACAUGCGCACACACACGCACACACACAUGCGCGCACACACACACACACACACAUAUACACACUGGUGGAUGGACUCCGGCAUUGGAGUUAGCUUAUUUUUCUACAAUAUUUAAAACCGAGGCGCCUGUCACUGAGCCAGUCAGUGAGGUUGCCACACACCAACACUGCUUCGCUUGGUGCUGGGUUCUCUCCCAUCAGACCUGUCGGCAAGGCCGGCGUGGUAGAUGAGCUGCUGGGCACGCUGGCCCCUCUUCCCGCCGAGCUCGGGCUCUGGGGACCCACGUGAAGAGGGCAUGGCUGGGGAGAUGAAGCAGGACAGUUAAGGGCAAAGGGGAAAGGGACAAGGGAUCCGCUGGAUCUCUCCCCAUCUGCAUCUUGAACCUUUGCCAUCACCCAGGACCCAGUGACACUCCUGUCCCAGGGGCUUCCAAACCCAUCUUGAGUUCACACACAUCUGGAUCCUUGGCAAAGUCUCCCCCACAUCUGGGCCAGCACAGGGCUAUACUUUUACCUCAGGAAUGGGAACACCCCCCCACACACACCCCAGUUAUGAAGGGGCCCAGGUAUUCGUAGCAUUCCCUGGGGCCCCCACUCGGGGAGCUACCUCCAGCUCCAAUUUUUUUUUCAAACACAAUAGGUACCACCUAGAGUUUCCACUAAACUUAAGCCUGCCAGCAAGAUCUCACAUGCAGACUGACCGAGUGCUCUUGUGACGCCGGGUCCCAACAAGGAGUGGCCCUGAGGGGGUAUGGGGGGAGCAAGGGGAUCCCCACAGGUCUGCUGCCUCCCAGAUGACACACCCAGCAAUGAACACCCCACCUCCCCACCCCCAGCCUUGUCCUGUUUCUCUGUGCACUGGCUCCUGAGUUAGAGGAACUGUCGAGAAUCAGUGGGUGGGGUGCCGCCCACUGGCACCAUUCCGUGUAUAAUGCCUGUAGACUUGUAUAUGACCCCCUCCUUUAAUAUUGUAAAGAUGAUGUACAAUUGUUGUGAGUUUCAUGUCGACACAUUCCACUCUCCGUAGAUGCCAUAAAUUGAUACCAGAAAGCAAAAGACUGAAACUCCUCUGUCUCUUGGACAGAAAGCUAUGGCCGCAGUUCUGCCCCUUGAUAUUCUGCAGGAAAAGUCUGGGGAUAGGGGAGUAGAGGCUUUCUUGGUCCCUUCCAUUCAAAUUCAGGGACAAAACUGCCACUGUAGCUGGUAGAGAGAAGGGCGGGGUCCCAAACUUGGAAUUCUUUAUUAUAUUUAGGUAUUUCUUGGCUGUUGAUUCCAGAUGCAAACAGAAAGGGGAAGUGAAUGUUUCUGUGGACUUGUUCUGUGCUGAUAUUAGGGCUUGAACUCAGGGCCUCAAGCUCUCCUUUAACUUUUUUUUUUUUUGCCAGU
Perognathus longimembris pacificus (Pacific pocket mouse) is the source of this 2808-nucleotide messenger RNA. RefSeq names its product potassium channel tetramerization domain containing 15 (gene Kctd15). Gene Ontology annotation, molecular function: protein binding. The transcript has 7 exons. NCBI's taxonomy places the organism in Eukaryota, Metazoa, Chordata, Mammalia, Rodentia, Heteromyidae. The record is from RefSeq and is a predicted model, not a curated record. Bases 160 to 1011 code for a protein of 283 amino acids. Gene Ontology annotation, biological process: protein homooligomerization.